Molecule: messenger RNA, 546 nt
Organism: Rangifer tarandus platyrhynchus (Svalbard reindeer)
Lineage: Eukaryota; Metazoa; Chordata; Mammalia; Artiodactyla; Cervidae
Source: the annotation of a GenBank genome assembly
AUGUGGAAACGGGGACAGGCUGGCUUUCUUAUACUUGCAGAUUACAAAAGAGUGUCCGUGUGCCUCGAAGCCCCGGGGGAGGCAGCCGUGACUCAAGGCUGGAAGGAGGCCCGAGGCGGCGGCGGCGGCAGCCAGCACUGGAAUCCAGACGACACACCUGGGUGCACCCGGGCGUUUCAGCGCCCCUGCAGAGUCCCGUCCCAGCAGGAUCUGCCGGCACCCACCUUGCUUCCGGGGCUGUGCGUCUCCAGCGUGUCUCCAGCCAGGUCUGGCUCAGGAGGACACGGGCGCAUCAGCGUGCGAGAUAAGCUUCCUGGCCUGCGCCGCCCGGACAGCCGCCCGCCGCGCCUGCAGCCCCGAACGGCCGCCGCGCGCGCCCCGCCUGCAGCCGGGGCCGGCAAGCCGGGCCGAGCCCUCCUUAUGCAAAGCGCGCAGCGGAGCGGCGAGCGGGGGACGCCGCGCACCCAGCCGGGCUCCUCUGGCUUCGCCGCCGCAGCCGCCGCCGCCACCGCCACCGCAGCCCGCGGAGGACCUUCCCGAGCCUGA